Molecule: messenger RNA, 6619 nt
Organism: Electrophorus electricus (electric eel)
Lineage: Eukaryota; Metazoa; Chordata; Actinopteri; Gymnotiformes; Gymnotidae
Gene: golga3
Product: golgin A3
Source: RefSeq, a predicted model, not a curated record
CCCAAACAGCCACGUAGUUCGAGCAGGGAGGACGACGAUUCGGAGAGCCCUAACGAUUCAUAUGUGUGAAAUGGUGAAGAGAGUGGAACGUUAAUGAAAUAUCAUGGCAGGUUUCCACACGCAGGGAACUGGAGAGGUUCCGUGAGCUCGGUGCGCUAGGAGGCUCUGACCCUGUCCAUGGACAUCUUCACCUUCACUCCAGGAUGGAAAACGGAGCUAGUGAAGCAGAAUGGACCCAGCCCAGUCAUCCCCAGCCCAGAGCGGCCCCACAGCCUACUCAGCCCGCUCAACACCUGCUCCCACAUGCCAUGACGUCUCACGAACCGGAAGAACCGGAACGCUCCCCGUCUGCUAAUAAAGUUCCCAACGGUCACUUCCGAGGCGAGCCCCUGGAGAACGGAGAGGUUCAGGGAGCUGUGGGAGCGGGUAGCUCCACAGUGGGAGCUCCCAGCCCGGGUGGCGGCCCUGCGGCCUCCCCCCUGAGCGCCCCACGGGACCCAGGUGUGGCCCCUAACCCUGACAGCCUAGCGAAGCCAGAGGGCUGUGCUCACAAGGGUGACACACUGCAGUCACUAAGAAUAAGUAUGCCAAUGCAGGAGACAGAAUUGUCGGCGAACGAACCACCACUGGAGAUGGAGAAUGAGGAGAAGAUUCGUCUGGAGGCGCGACGGCGCUUGGAGGAGCAGCUGAAACAGUACCGCGUGCAGCGGCAGAAGGAGCGGUCUCAUUAUCGGGCCUCACCGAAGUCCCGCCCCUUCAGCACUCUGGACCCUGAGCUCAUGCUCCACCCCGAGGGUCUGCCACGCGCCAAUGCUGUUGCCAUGACGAAGGAAUACUCCUUCCUGCGCACCAGCGUCCCCCGCGGUCCCAAACUCGGCAGCCUAGGAAUUCCACCCACCAAAGACCGCAAGUCCAAAGCAGCCCGCCCGAGCAAGAUCCAUUCCCUGGCUGACUACAAGACUCUGGACCCGUCCGGGAACAGCUCAGAGACGCCGGGCGUGAGCGCCUCCUUUAGCUCGCUCCAGUCUGCCGUUAGUUCUGUCUCCACAGUUUCCGAAAUCGGCGUCUGCUCCGAGCCCGACGGCCCGGUGGAGUCGUACCAUGUGUUCAAGGACACCGCGUCGGAGGCAGACAGCAGCGAGCCGGGAUUCCGGCUGGACGGGAACGACAGCGACAACUCCACCUACAGCAACGCGUCCGCGGUGUACCUGGUGGAGGGCCGGGUGUCGUCGGCGGGGGCGGUGGGCCAGUUCCCCUCGCUGCACGACGUGCUGCAGGCUGCCAGCCAGGAGCAGCGGUUGGAGGUGGAGGUGGAGCAGGAGCAGGAGGCGGGAGGUGGGGCAGAGCCUCGCAGCCGCAGGGACAGCUUUUCCAGCAGUGUGUCAUAUGGAAGCUCAGUGAUGGGGACCCAUGAUGAGAUGCUGCAGGUACUGAAGGAGAAAAUGAGAUUGGAGGGACAGGUGGAGUCUCUCUCCUCAGAGGCCAAUCAGGCCCUACAGGAGAAGACGGAGCUGCAGGCGGAGCUGGCGGCGGUGAGUGCGCAGCUGCAGGUGCGGGUGGAGGAGGUGCGGCUCGGGGCCGAGCGGCAGGGAGCCCUGGCCGAGGAGCUGUCCUCACUGCGGGCCGACCGCUCCACCCUGGAGCGUGCCGUCGCCGACCUCCAGACUCAGCUGGAGGACAAGACCGCCGGCCUGGCAUCGCUCGGCAACGACCUGCAGGUCGCCGAGCAGCAGUACCGCAGGCUGAUGGGAAGGGUGGAGGAGAUGCAGCAGAGUCUGACCAACAAGGACGGCACAGUGAGUGACCUGCGGCAGCAGCUGAAUGGGCUCCAAGCGCAGGUGCAGCAGGCGCAGGCUGAGCGUGCCGCCCUCCAGAGGCGGCUGGAGACGUCACAGGCAGAGGUGCAGUCGCUGCAGCAGCUGCGUGUCUGGUACCAGAAGCAGCUCAGCCUGGCUCAGGAGGCCCGCGUGCGCCUGCAGACCCAGAUGGCCAACAUGCAGGUAGGCCAGAUGAGCCAGAUUGGCAUGCUGGAGAACCUGAAGCUGGAGAACGUGACGCUGUCUCAGCAGCUGUCGGAGACCAAGCACCGAUCUAUAAAGGAGAAGGAGCGCAUCGCUGUCCAGCUCCAGGGCAUCGAGGCAGACAUGUUGACGCAGGAAGCGGCUAUCCAGCAGAUCCAGGAUGCGAAGACAAUGGUGGAGGAAGACCUGCAACACAAGCUGGAGGAGUUUGAGGAGGAGCAAGAGAGGCUGCUUAAAGUGGCCAACAUGACGGCAUCACUAGAGAGGGAGCUGGAUCAGGUGAAGCUGGCUCUGGCUCAGAAGGACGGGCAGCUGGCCUCCUUCCAGCGCGAGCAUGUGGGCGUGAUGCAGCAGUUGACGGAGGCGCACGAGGAGCUCCAGGCCCGGGAACAGGCGCUACAGGUGCUGGAGGCGCGGCUGGAUCAGCUGGGGGCGGAGCUAGGGGAAGCGCAGGCCAACGCCGACGCCCGUGACGAGGAGCUGGCCUGCCUGCGAGACAGCAAGGCGGCCCUGGAGGUGGCGUUGCAGGCGGCUCGGGAGGAGAAGCAGCAGCUGGAUGACGGAGCCGGCCGGCUCGGGGAGGAAACGCUGGCCACCGCCGACGCGUUGGACCGCCUCCGCCAGGACGUCCAGGUGAAGGCCACGCAGAUUGAAUCCUUCCAGCAAGAGAAUGUGUCCUUGAAGAAACAAGCUCAGAAACUGAAGGAACAGUUGACACAGCAGAAGGUGAUGGUGGAGGCGUACAGGCGUGACGCCAGCUCUAAGGAGCAGCUGAUCUCUGAGCUGAAGGCUUCGAAGAAGCGCCUGGCAGUGGAGGUAAAGGAGCUGAAGGAGGAGGUCCUGCGGGUGGAGGGGGAGAAGAAGAGUGCCGAGCAGGAACAGCAGCACCUCCUACAGGAGGUGGAGAGAGUGCAGCAGCAGAUGAGCAGUCUGGAAAAUCACCUGCAGUCCAUCCAGGAGGAGAGAAACCAACUGGACACCCAGCUACAGUCCCUACAGUUUGACCAGAGUCAGCUCUCAGCUGUGACAGAGGAGAACGAGGUCCUGAGGAAGAGGGUGGAGCAGAUGCAGGCAGAGGCCGGGAAGGCGAUCUCGGAGCAGAAGGUCCGGGUGAAGCGGCUGGGGACUGACCUAACAAGCGCGCAGAAGGAGCUGAAGACCAAGCACAAGGCGUACGAGAGUGCCGUGGGCAUUCUGAGCCGCCGCCUCCAGGAGGCACUCACCGAGAAGGAGACCGCCGAGGCAGAACUAGUCAAACUCCGAGCACAGGUGGACACAGGGAGCAACAGUCAGGCCUUGCAGGCGAAGGUGGAGACUCUGCGGGCCGAGCUCCAGUCGGUUCUCCAGAGCAAAGCCCUGCUGGAGAAGGAGCUCCAGGAGGUGAUCAGUCUCACCAGCACCGAGCUCGAGGAGUACCAAGAGAAGGUUCUGGAGCUGGAGGACGAGCUCCAGGAGUCGCGCUGUUUCAAGAAAAGGAUCCGACGACAGGAGGAAGCCAAUAAGAAGCUGGCCCUGGAGCUUGAGCACGAGAAGGGCAGGCUGGCCGGCCUCGGCAAGUCCCACAGUGCACUGCGGGAGCACGCCAAGGUCCUCGAGACCGCUCUGGCCAAGAGAGAAGCAGACCUGGUCCAGCUGAAUCUGCAGGUUCAAGCUGUUCUGAAGAGGAAGGAGGAGGAAGACCAGCAGAUGAGGAACUUGGUCCAGACACUGCAGGCAGCACUGGAGAAGGAGAAGAUUAAAGUGAAGGAUCUCACAGAGCAGGUAGCGGAGGCUAAGUUGGAGGCGGGGCAUAACCGGCGGCAUUACCGGGCAGCUGUGCUGGAGCUGAGUGAGCUGAGGAAAGAUCUGCAGGCCAAAGAGGAACUACUGAAAAACCUGCAGGACCAGGCCAGGAGACUGGAGGCCCAGGAUGUGCAGCGCACUGAGGAAGUGUCCCGGUUUGAGGCAGAGCUGGCUGAGGCACAUGUGCAGCUGCAGGUGCUGCAGAAACAGCUGGAGGAGGAGCUUAACAAACAGCCACUCACUAACCAGGAGGUGGAGGACCUGAAGUGGGAGGUGGAGCAGAAGCAGAGGGAGCUGGAGGCACAGCGCCACCAGUUGGAGAUGUCUGAGCAGUGCAGCCAGAGAGAACUGGACAGUGUACAGGACACCCUGCAGAGGGUGCGGGUGGAGCUGGAGCAGGUCCAGGAGGAGUUGAACGGUACCAGGAAGGACAAGUUUGUCCUGCAGGCCAAAGUGGGAGAGUUGAGGAGCAGCAUGAAGAGUCUGCUGCAGCACAACAGCCAGCUGAAGAUGGAGCUGAAGCACACCCGUGCCAGGAAGCAGCGGAUGGAUGUGAAGGGUGACUCGACCCCCGUGACCCCUGUGAAGAUCCCUGACUGUCCCGUUCCUGCAUCUCUAUUGGACGAGCUACUGAAACCCUCCGCCUCCGUCAACAAAGAGCCGCUCAACAACCUGCACAACUGCUUACGGCAACUGAAGCAGGAGAUGGACAGUCUUCAGAAACAGAUGGAGGAACACACCGUCACCGUGGCAUCGCUGGCCAGCGCGGAGGACGAGCUCCACAGACUUGGUAUCCAUGACAACAGUUCAAGAAGGGCGACUCCAGAGGAUGAGGAGUUGGAGAAACCAGGAGACGUUCAGUGUUCGUGAAGCGCACAUGGAGGACUGAGGCCCUCCUGGACCCCUGGGAGAGCAGUGCUUUUAUCCUAACAGGCACUUUAAAAAAAAAAAACGUACAGAUUGUCUUUUGUUUUCCUUUUUUUAUUUAUCAGAUGCCAAUAUUUGGUUCUGUCUCAGAUUUCUUUAGGAAGAAUGUUUGGGUUUCCCACGGCGAUGCUCUGUCCCACAGCUUCGCUCACCCGGAUGUGUUCUGGCUGGGCGUCUGUGGUGUUGGUUCACGGUCUUUAUUUGUUUGCGCGUCAGCUCCGGGGAGGAAGGGGUGGGGCGUUCUCUGGGUCUUUGGAGUUGUGCUCGCUGGGCGUUGCUCUCCUGCUGCCAUCGGUCGUGUCCAGAUUGGCCCCCCGUGAUGCUCACAGGUCUCCUGUUUCAGGAAGCAGUGGAGUGGCAGCCGGGGUUCACGGGGUCCCGUCAUUCUGGUGUGAGACGGGUGAGAGGUCACUUUGCAUUACUGACUGGGUCCACAUAUGUAAGUGUUUGGUGGUAUAAAACAGACAGACAGGCCAACAUAUCCCCCCCCAUCUCACACACACACACACACACCCUCUCUCGCUUGCUUUGCACUACUGACUGUGUCCACAUGAGUGUUUGGUGGUUUAAAACAUAGUCAGACAGCCACACACACUGUUCUUCCAUUCCUCAGUGCCUGUGUGUGAGGCCUCCAACCGUCUGGAUGAGUAAGUGAGUGUGUGUGUGUGUGUAUCCUUCACACAGUUUCUGACAUUAUGUUUGGUAAACCCGAGUAGAGUGUCGGGCGCCUUCAGGGAUGUAGGGCUUCGUUCUUCUCAGCUCCUAAAACGCCUGCACUAGGUCGAGAAGGGUUACUGGAUGCAUUAGGUGUAGAUGUUGUGACUCACCUGGGGGCAGGUGCAGAGGUACCCCUCAUAGCCUCCUCCAGGGACAUCCGUAGGCAGGUAGGCUGGGUUGGAGUCUGAGCCCCUGAACAACCCCUGGCAGCUCGGCUGGCCUCUACUGACACCCCCCAGACCUCCUGUCUUCUCUGAGAGGGGAUAUUAGCUGGCGAAAAGCUGCUGUUAAAUACUGACUCUUUCUGGUUAUGGCUCAACCUGUGUGAUUUAGUCAUAUAGGAGCUAUUUUCAGUACUGUUAAGGAUAUAUGAACUGCUUGAAUGAGUUUCUCGGUGGCCAUGGUAAGAAUGGGUGAGGGUGUGUGUAGGACAGUCUAGCACCGAUGACCGUUCCAGUCCCGGGUGGGGAGUGUUCUAUAUUUAUAAUAUAUAUAAAAAUUUUUGACUGAUAUUGCACAACUGACUGGAGGAAUCCUAGCGAAGCGAAAUCUGUAAAAUAUUGUUACUCCUUUUUGAGUGAGUCCGACAGCCUGUUUUUUUUCUUUCAUGCUUUUGCGUUUUUGAUCAGGUUGAGUACUUUUUCAUUUCAUCCCAUCGUCGUUCGGAGCCUUGACGAUUGGACACGUGUUCCUAAAUCAAAAAAGAGAAAGUGUUUGUUUGUUUAAAGAGCCAUACACUAUCUCUCCCCAGCCAGUCGCAGCUUGGCGGAAUGCCAACGCUACGCUUUAACUGGACGGACGUGAGUUCGAGGUUUCAGUGCCUGAUGUUCGACGUCGGUUUGUACGCGAGAGUGUCCGGUGGCGCAGCACCUGAUCAGCACAGUGACCUUCAGGGCUGCGGUAUGGUCACCAGAAGACUCUGCACAGGCUCAGAGCUGCUUGUCUGUACACGUAUAUGUUGUGGUGGUUUCUCUGAGGCGCAGAAACUCCACUCCCCUGUGGAACCACACCAUUAGAGUGUCGGUUGUCUGCUCAAACAUGCUGGGUUAUAUGGGAUUGAGCUCCAUCCGUGAAACCUCUUAUCUGGGGUUAAAAGCAAGGAUCACUGUUCAGGGCUUUUUUUUCUUCAUAUUCACACACACAUAUAUAUAUAUAUAUAUAUAUAUAUAUAU